UGAAAAAAAUGGCUAUGUACAUGCAUAUGUGUGUGUAGAUAGCAUAGAUGAAUAACAUUAAAAAAAACUUUAAUUAAAAUAUUUAAAUUGCCUCAAAAAGGUUUUUUUAAUAAAAGUUUUUUAUUGAAAAGAAAAUUGUUUAAUUCAGUUUGCCCACAAACUAAAAUUUUCCAAUCUUAAGAUAUACGGAGUUUUGAAAAUUUUAUCAAUUGCAUGUGUAUUUUUAAAAAAUAUGGAGUUUAAAAUGGAGUACUUACCAUGAUCCAAACACAACCCUAUAUGUUUCUCUAAAAAUGCAAUCCAAGGCACCACAAGUCAUAUAACAACAACCUUUGAAUCACUUUCCCAUUGUAUGCUGUUUCAACUCAUUCUCAUUUAUUUAUUUAUUUUUAUUAUUUUUUGGAGAUUUUUAGAAGAAAAAAGGAAGGGCAAUUUGUGUACACACUUCGAAGUCACCGAAGUAACAUGGCACUCAGACGAUAUUUUUAGAAUAAAAAAGGAAGGGCAAUUGGUGUACACUUCGAAGUCACCGAAGUAACAUGGCACUCAGAUGCUACAACAGUUGGUUUGGUUUUGGCUUGAGACCAAACAGGAACGAUGAGGUCUUCUUAAAUAACGGAGCUGAGUUAUUAGAAGAGUUAAUUACUUAUUCCGAAGGUAAAAGUAGCCCAAUCCGCAUCUUUUCCGCGCAAGAGCUUGAGAAGGCAACUAACAACUAUGCAGACGACCUAUUUUUUUGUGAAGAAACAUUGUACAAAAUGUACAAGGGAACCAUCGAUGGUCGAGCUAUUAUCGUUUCUAAGUCACAACAGUCCGAUUUCAUUUCCGUCUCCAGAGCCUAUGAAGUUGCAGUACUAUCCCGAAUUAACCAUGUGAACAUAUUGAAGAUACUCGGAUGUUGCCUCGAGAUCGAAAUUCCAACAAUCGUGUAUGAUUUCUUCUCCCAAGAGACUCUUUAUGACCGUAUCCACAAAGCUGGAAGUUCAUGCUAUAUUUCAUGGGAAAAUUGCUUAAAGAUUGCGACAGGAGUGGCGUAUGGACUUACCUAUUUGCAUAUAGACAUGGCGACACCAAUCAUUCAUAGGAAUAUAAAAUCUAGAAAAAUUUUGUUGGACGAACAUUCUAAUGUCAAAAUCAUUGGUUUUGAUUUGUCACUGCCUAUGCCCUUGGGUGAAACAGAGACAGAAUGCUCGGUUCUCGGGACCUAUGGGUAUGCUGAUCCAUGUUAUGUGGCGAAGGGGCUAGUAUCAGAAAAAAGUGAUGUUUACAGCUAUGGGGUAGUUGUGUUGGAGAUUUUAACCGGAAAGAAGGAUAGAGAGCUUUGGGAGUCGGCUUCUGAGUUUGCUGAAUGCACAGAAGAGAAGCUUGUUGGCUUUGCUGAGGCAAUUCUUCUUGAAGAAGGGAAGAAAGAUCAACUGAAGGCAUUUGCACAGCUUGUUAGGAGAUGCCUUUCGGGAAGCUGGGAGGAGAGGCCUACAAUGAAGGAAGUUGUUCAAGAACUCCGACGAAUUAAAGGGUUAUGAAAGUUUCAAGAAAGCCCUGCUCUUUAAUCACCAUGUCUACUUUAGGAUGUACUAAGAUACAUUUUCUCCAUAGUCAUAGCUAUGGCUCAGAUGUUUCAACUGAAUAUCCAGUCCAACUUUGUGGGGCCUACCAGAAUGGGCCCAAAACGGCUAUCCAAGCCAUUAAAGUGAAACUUCUUAUGAAAAAUAACCAGAAACAAAUUGUUUU
This is a messenger RNA of Magnolia sinica, 1731 nucleotides long. Its product is annotated as wall-associated receptor kinase-like 1. Gene Ontology annotation, cellular component: plasma membrane. Gene Ontology annotation, molecular function: protein serine/threonine kinase activity; ATP binding. The transcript has 3 exons. Gene Ontology annotation, biological process: cell surface receptor signaling pathway; protein phosphorylation. The record is from RefSeq and is a predicted model, not a curated record. The coding region runs from base 540 to 1523 and encodes 327 amino acids. Lineage: Eukaryota; Viridiplantae; Streptophyta; Magnoliopsida; Magnoliales; Magnoliaceae.